AUCGCGCUCUGAGUGGGACUCUAUGGUGGGCGCUGCUGGUCUGUGCGGCUCCGCGACCGUAAAAUCGUGUUUCUGUAAUAAAGCAGCUUCGUUUCGGCUCCGCUCCUCCGCUCCGUCGCAGCGGGGCGGCUUUACAACCGACAGCAGCAAAAAAAACCCGAAACUGGAGCGAAACGGCGGAAGAGUGAGAUGAAAUGACAACGUCAACACUGCAGAAAGCGAUCGAUCUCGUCACCAAAGCCACAGAGGAGGACAAGGCGAAGAACUAUGAGGAGGCUCUGCGGCUCUACCAGCACGCUGUGGAGUAUUUCCUCCACGCCAUAAAGUACGAGGCUCACAGUGACAAGGCUAAAGAGAGCAUCCGGGGGAAAUGUAUGCAGUACCUGGACCGGGCGGAGAAGCUGAAGGAGUACCUGAAGAACAAAGAGAAGCAGGGCAAGAAACCCGUGAAGGAGGCGCAGAGCAAUGACAAGAGCGACAGCGACAGCGAGGGGGAGAACCCGGAGAAGAAGAAGCUGCAGGAGCAUCUGAUGGGUGCUAUUGUUAUGGAGAAGCCCAACGUCAGCUGGAAUGAUGUAGCCGGGCUAGAGGGCGCUAAAGAGGCGCUGAAGGAAGCUGUGAUUCUGCCCAUCAAAUUCCCUCACCUCUUCACAGGUAAGCGAACUCCAUGGAGAGGAAUUCUGCUGUUUGGUCCUCCUGGGACGGGAAAGUCGUACCUGGCCAAAGCCGUCGCCACCGAGGCUAACAACUCCACCUUCUUCUCCGUCUCCUCCUCAGACCUCAUGUCCAAGUGGCUCGGAGAGAGUGAGAAGUUGGUGAGGAACCUUUUUGAACUUGCUCGUCUCCGUAAGCCCUCCAUCAUCUUCAUCGAUGAAGUGGACUCUCUGUGCGGCUCGCGGAGUGAGAAUGAGAGUGAGGCGGCCCGCAGGAUCAAAACAGAGUUUCUGGUGCAGAUGCAAGGUGUUGGGAAUAAUAACGAUAAAAUCCUCGUACUGGGUGCUACUAACAUCCCCUGGGUUCUGGACGCUGCUAUACGGAGAAGGUUUGAGAAGAGGAUCUAUAUCCCUCUCCCGGACGAGCCGGCGCGGGCGGCCAUGUUCCGGCUGCACCUGGGGAACACCCCCCACAGCCUGACCGACGCUGACCUCCGGCAGCUCGCACGAAAAACCGACGGCUACUCCGGCGCUGACAUCAGCAUCAUCGUCAGAGACGCUCUGAUGCAGCCCGUCCGCAAAGUACAGUCAGCUACGCACUUCAAGAAGGUGCGAGGGCCGUCCCGCAGUAACCCCUCAGUGAUGGUGGAUGACCUGCUGACCCCCUGUUCCCCCGGCGACCCUGCUGCCAUAGAGAUGACCUGGAUGGAUGUUCCGGGUGACAAACUACUAGAGCCCAUAGUGUGCAUGGCGGAUAUGCUGCGCUCUCUGGCCACCACUCGGCCCACGGUGAACGCCGAAGACUUACUGAAGGUGAAGAAGUUCACAGAGGAUUUUGGGCAGGAGGGCUGAGGCUCCCUCAGCACAUUCUAUAAUGCUCUACCACUGCAGCAGCGCCCCCUGCAGACCAAACCUGGACUAUCAACCCCCUACCCGCCCUAGCCAACACUACACUACACUACACACCUGGUCACACCUGGACUACCUGUCGGAGGCAGAACUGUGAGGGUGAACUGAAGGAGCUCCUUUUAUUUCCCAGCGUUAGUUUGCUUUGAUCUUUCCACGUUUGAUUGACAGGACGGUGGCUGUGAUGAGUCUGUGAUUAUUGAAGGACAGGAGUGUGUGUGUGUGUGUGUGUGUGUGUGUAUUUAAAUGUGCAGCACUCCACAGGGUGACCCCCCCCCUCCUUAAUCUCAGUAUUAUAUUUAAUUUAUUCCUGACUGUAGCGGCUUCUUUACACCACAUCAUUACUCUGUAACUAACAGCCGUACCAGCCGUCGCUUAUCGUUAGAGUUCGCUGUCUUCUCUAUUUCAGUACACGGCCUCCAACUAUCCACAUCAGGAGGGAUCCACAGCCUGAGUACAUUAAUUUUAAUAUUAUUAAUAAUAAUAAUAAUACAGUUGCGAGGCUUUCUAGGUCAGCCUCAGACUAAAAGAGUAACGCCCUGUCGCGGAGUAUAAUUUCUGUUUUUGGUUGUCACUCUGGUCUCUGUGUACGUAGAGGUAAAGGUUCAGCUGGACAGUGAUGUCAGUCUCGGUCUCCAUGGAGACUGUACAGCUCUCUCCUGUUGCUAUGACUACCAAGUUUGCCUGAAUUAAUUAAAUCUGAAUUGUAAAAGAAAUGAAAA
Molecule: messenger RNA, 2281 nt
Organism: Colossoma macropomum (tambaqui)
Lineage: Eukaryota; Metazoa; Chordata; Actinopteri; Characiformes; Serrasalmidae
Gene: vps4a
Product: vacuolar protein sorting 4 homolog A
Exons: 11
Coding region: 195-1505 (436 amino acids)
Biological process (GO): endosomal transport; vacuole organization
Molecular function (GO): ATP binding; ATP hydrolysis activity
Source: RefSeq, a predicted model, not a curated record